Messenger RNA from Ochlerotatus camptorhynchus, 825 nucleotides. RefSeq names its product growth arrest and DNA damage-inducible protein GADD45 alpha-like. Gene Ontology annotation, cellular component: nucleus; cytoplasm. The transcript has 2 exons. The record is from RefSeq and is a predicted model, not a curated record. Bases 287 to 769 code for a protein of 160 amino acids. Gene Ontology annotation, biological process: regulation of cell cycle. NCBI's taxonomy places the organism in Eukaryota, Metazoa, Arthropoda, Insecta, Diptera, Culicidae.
GUGAACCAAGCGGUAUUAUUCGGUGGGGAACCGUCGUCCAGUGAACAACUAAGUACGCGAUACGCAAGUCAACGGAAGCUCCCCAAUUGAAGAGAGGGUAAUUUCACAACGUCGCUCAAUCGUUUGCACUGUGAAAGCAGAAGGUGUGCAAAAGUGAUCCUACACUGAAGGGCUCUCGAGCGAAGUGCAGAGCAAACAAACGACGCCUUAUCUUAAGGUGCAACCGGUUCCGAAAUCGUCCAACCUGGCUAAGUUCUACUACGGAUCAUACUACGGACAGUCAAAAAUGGUGAUUGCUAAAACAAGCGACUCAUACAUGAUGGCCAGCAAAGCUGGCUUCAAAACAGUUGGAAUCGGACAGAACGUCCGAUCGACACUGGUCAAGGCCCACGCGGAAUCACGAGUCGUAGUGGGGAUGGCCAAUGCCAUCCGAAGCCUCACAGAAAACCCGAACAACUACCAGUUCUGCUUCAUGGUUCCACCACAGCACAACGACAGUGGUGCUCACAUGCAGGAAGUUCUUCUGGAGGCGUUCUGCUUCGAGAACGACAUCUACAUAAUCAAAGUGGACAGUGCAGAAAAACUCAGCCGGCUACUGGGCUCGUCCGACUUGGCCUCCUGCGCUUUGGUGAACAAACCAAUCAACCACUCCACAACCAACGCCGGAUCGGAGCUGCAAUUCUCACGCAGUGAAAACAUUCUCAUCGACCAUUGCGAGCUGCACUGGGACGAGCCGGUGAAACCGAUUAUCAAAUUACCGGAAAAGUGAACUCCUCCCACGGCAGAUGGUCAAUAUUGUUUGAACAGUGUUACCACAAUGUGAAA